AUCAGUCUGUCUUUCCCCCUCACAUCGGCAAUAUACUCUACUCACUCACUCAUUUAACCAGAACUCCAGAAUAUGUAAUUAUUCAUCUACUUAAUUCCUCUUCUCGUUCUCUCUUGUCUGAACGCGCCUCAGUUGCGCAUUAUCCCAUUGUGCUUUUAUGUGCUUUUAAACAUCGUAUCAUGUCCCUCGUCCAGCGAGUGUCUCCUAUUGACGGAGUAGAUAACGUGGACGCCGUAGAUACGGAGAGCAUCCUAUCCAUCCCCAUCCGGCGUGAAAUCAGCUAUGAUGUCUUGCCGCCGCCUCCCCUGCAAGAGCUACUGGACGUCAAGCAUGCGACGCCCGCCUACAGAGUAUCAACGGCGAAACGACUUGCCCAGGUGAUAGUGACGCUACUGGCCUGUUGGUUCGCGUCGGGAAUCGUGUUUGGCUUUGCGGCGCUGAAGCCGGUCAUGAUCAACGAAGGCGUGUAUCGCAACCUGUGCACUGAAGAGUGGCCCGACGGGAGCAAUGCCUGUAGAGCGCAGGAUCUUCGGUUAAACCUAUUCUUCAUGGUCGGCUCUAUCACGGCGAAUGUAUCCGCUCUGCCGGUCGGUACCAUCCUCGACCGUUACGGCUCGCGAUCUUGUGGUUUGAUCGGUUGUGCAGUGUUGGCCGUGGGGAGUCUGCUCAUGGCUUUCUCUUUCUCCGGUCGCGUGGAUGGCUACAUCGCGGCGAACUUCUUGCUGGCAUUGGGAGGUACCUUCGUCUUUCUCCCAUCGUUCCGAAUCGCCAAUGCCUUCCCCAAGUACAACGGCACAAUUGUCGCACUAGUCACGGGUGCCUUCGAUGCAUCGGCGGCGGUUUAUCUCUUCUAUCGCCUGGCGUAUGAGCAGGAUCAAGAGGGCUUUUCGCCGCAACGCUUCUUCUUCGCUUAUUUGGUCGUACCGGCCUUGAUCUUCGUCGCAAUACUGACGAUAAUGCCGGCGCAUGACUACCAAACCACACAACAGUUGCAAGUCAAAGUAGAGCAAGUUGAGGAUGUGACGCAGGAUAUUCAUGACUCGGACGACGAGAUCGAGAGCAAUUCCGAGCUGUGGCAGGUCCGAACGGACCGCGCCAGGCAUCGGAAGGACCAAUUGCGCAAGAUCAACCAAGUGUUUGGAGACAAGACGGAGCGGAAGCAGCGCCAGGAAUGGGAGGAAGAACGACACGAAGCGAGUCGGGUAUGGGGUGUCCUUCAUGGCCUCCCGGCUCAUGAACAAGUGAUGACACCGUGGUUCAUCCUGAUCCUUCUGAUGACGGUGCUGCAGAUGUUGCGCAUGAACUACUUUAUUGCGACCGUGCGAUCCCAGUAUGAAUACAUGCUCCACUCCGGAUUGCAGGCCGAUAGGAUCAACGAGUUCUUCGACGUGGCAUUGCCCGUCGGAGGUGUGCUUUUCACCCCCGUCAUUGGACUCCUGCUCGACAAUCUCAGUGUUCCGGCCACAUUAGCGAUGAUCGUGCUCCUAACCACAGUUACCGGAAUUCUGAACUCCAUACCCGUCGUAUGGACGGGGUAUUUGACGGUCAUUCUCUUUGUCCUCCUAAGACCAUAUUACUACUCGGCUAUGUCCGACUACGCGACUAAGGUCUUUGGUUUUGCGACAUUCGGCAGAGUCUACGGCACGAUCAUAUGUUUUUCGGGGUUCGUCAACUUCGCGCAGUACGGGCUGGACUAUUUGACCCAUGGUCCGUUUCGGGGUAAUCCGAUCCCUAUCAAUGCUUCCCUCGCCACAGCAGGCCUCAUCAUUGGUGUAGCCUUGGUAACCUUUGUCUAUGUCGCGGAGAGAAGAUGGAGAGAAGAGAAGCAGGCGGAAUGCGACGAAGAGCGGCAGCGAUUGAUUCCGGAAGAGGACGAGGCGGUAUCAGACGACUGUUGACUUUUUGUCGGGAGAAUAGAUGGACGGUACCGACAUUUGCAGAUAUGCGAAAAAUGAGGUUUAUAGGAAUUGGCGGCAAAGGCACGCAUGCCUUACGCAGUGCACAUAUUGUUAAUGACAUAACGUAUUUUACUUGAUCCAGAACGAACCGAAUCCCGAUCACAAAUUGCCGGAUGCUACAAUAUUGCAAGAAUCCGUAAUGUAUCCCUCAACAUCCUCGGGCACUCCCCGCGACGUGUAAGCUACCGACACUCACAUCCUAUGCGACGUACU
Messenger RNA from Aspergillus alliaceus, 2171 nucleotides. Its product is annotated as putative MFS transporter. NCBI's taxonomy places the organism in Eukaryota, Fungi, Ascomycota, Eurotiomycetes, Eurotiales, Aspergillaceae. Bases 180 to 1898 code for a protein of 572 amino acids. Gene Ontology annotation, biological process: transmembrane transport. Gene Ontology annotation, molecular function: transmembrane transporter activity. The record is from RefSeq and is a predicted model, not a curated record. The transcript is spliced from 4 exons. Gene Ontology annotation, cellular component: fungal-type vacuole membrane.